GUUUUGGGACGGUUUUGGUUGGGACUUGGGAAUCUCUUUCUGUGAUUCAGAUUCCGUAUGAAGAAUAAAUUACUAUUAUUUGUGUUUUUACAGAAUUCUAAAUAAAAUUUGUUAUUUUAAUAUACAGCAGCUUCAGAAAAAUGGUUCGGGUUAUAUCUCAAGAGACCUACGAUGAAGUCGUUCAAGAGAAUAUGCAAGAAUUUGACAUGAGCGCGGAGGAAGCUAUCCAAGAUGCUAUAAACCAAUUUGAAGCUCAGGGUGUCGAUUUAUCAAAUAUAAUAAAAGAUUUAGUUUUAACACCUGGCGACGACCCUGAGAUCUCCAAAUCAAUAAAGAAACUGCAAGAACUCAAAGAAGAUGGUGAUGACAAUGAAAUUAUAGAGCAAUUAGAAAUAUUAAAGGCAGAAAGUAACAAAGACAUUGCUCGCAGGGUAAAAGCAGGCAAAGAAGGUGCCUACACAUUAUUACUAGAUUUACUCCAAUCAAGGCAUAAAAUGACCUUGGAAAAAACAAAUGAAAAAGAUGCAACAUUUAUUAUAAAUGUCUUGAACACUUUAAUAGCCCUAAUGGAUGUGCAACCUGAUUUGUUAGAUCAGAAAGGUGCUGAUGUCAUUAAAAGCAUUUUAGAUAACACAGAAGAUGACAACAUACUCAUGGCAACAUUGAAAUGGACAAGCACAUGUUGCAUAAAGCAUGAGAUGAACCGUCAAAGGUUGUUUGCAAAGAAUAUAACAAGUAACUUGAAGGCUUUGCUGCAAGUUGAGAACAAUGUUAAGUUACUAUCAGAAGUAUUAUCAGUGAUCCGGAAAUUCCCCCUGGAUGAUGAUAUUAGAGUGGAAUUUGGCAAAGCACAUGACCAUGCCAAGGAACUUGGGUUUCAGCUACUAGAGCCGUUAACUAACUUACUAAAAGAACACACCAAACCACCUUUAGUAUCAGAACUGAUGUCGACAAUAGCAUGUCUCCUAGUGAGACACGAACUGUGUGCUACCGUGGCGGAGAGUGGCGCAGAUGUGUUGUUCUCAGUGCUAGCUGACAACUCUGACAACAGUGCUGUAGUGCAGCAGGCGAGCAAGCUGACAACAGCUUUAGCCGGUAACGACGACGUGAAGAGGCAGCUGGUUAAAAGUGGAAUUGUGCCUGUCAUAGUGCUGCUACUCACUAGACACGCGAGCAAUGCCUCAACAACAGCUUCAACUCUGAAAUGCAUCGCGGCACUGACGCUACGCGAGCCGCCUCACAGCCGCCUGUUCUACGACUGCGGGGCGCCUGAGGCCAUCGUCGACUGCCUCAAGAGGCACCCGGAGAACGCAGCUGUACAGAAAAACGGCUGCUGGGCGAUCCGGAACAUGGUGGCCCGGUGUCGCGACAUGAACCCCAAGUUCAAGGACUUGGGGAUCGAGCCGAUCCUCAACGCUUCCUACGAGCGGUUCCUCAAGGACUUUGGAUUCGACGUCAAAUCGGCGCUAAGGGAUCUAGAGUGCGAUGUCAAGUUUGAUGAACAGUGGACUGGCAAGGGCGUGGAGUUGCAGCAGUGAAUUUCUUACACAUUUGUUUGUGCUGACAACCAAUUUAUUGGUUACUAUGUAAAUUAGAUUCCCUUCUUUCUCCUUUCUAAAGAAGGAUAUCCUAUUCUAAACCAAGUUGCAUUAUUACCUAGUUUAUAGGCACCUGCGUUGAGACUUUUUUGAGUUUCGACUUUUCUAAACAUUCUUACACAGCUUGGGUAUCUAAAAUGUACGGAGGGUGGAGUAAAAUGGCUUCGCUCAUUAUAUUGUAUUAAAAUAUGUAACUACUAAUUUGGUAGGAAUGCAAUCAUACGAUCUUAUCUACCUAUUGAUAUUGUCAAAGUUACGAAAUAUUAAUAAUGUUACAGUU
Molecule: messenger RNA, 1878 nt
Organism: Leguminivora glycinivorella
Lineage: Eukaryota; Metazoa; Arthropoda; Insecta; Lepidoptera; Tortricidae
Product: armadillo repeat-containing protein 6 homolog
Exons: 9
Coding region: 141-1538 (465 amino acids)
Biological process (GO): hematopoietic progenitor cell differentiation
Molecular function (GO): protein binding
Source: RefSeq, a predicted model, not a curated record